Molecule: messenger RNA, 4398 nt
Organism: Entamoeba invadens IP1
Lineage: Eukaryota; Evosea; Mastigamoebida; Endamoebidae
Product: protein serine/threonine kinase, putative
Exons: 1
Coding region: 1-4398 (1465 amino acids)
Biological process (GO): protein phosphorylation
Molecular function (GO): ATP binding; protein kinase activity
Source: RefSeq, a predicted model, not a curated record
AUGAAUCCGAUAUACAGUGUUCAUUACUUGAUAUAUUAUUUUUUGUUGUUUAGUGUUGUUUAUGGUCAAAUAUGUUCAUUAACUACACAAGUAAAAACCGACACCGAAAUAAGUACAAACUGUACAUUAAGUACAUUAACAGUUGGAGAUGGUUCUGAAGUGACUCUAUAUCUCACAAAUUCGGCCGUUUUGAAUAUUACAAAUUCGAUAUUAUUAUAUGAUUUUAGUCAACUAAAUAUAGCAUCUUCAAGUCAAGUGUUCGUUGGUACUUUACAAUUAAAAGGAAAUUCAGUUUGUUUAAUGGAAGAUACCACUAUUUUUAAAUGUUCCAAAUACAUAUAUUUAUUUGGUACUUCACAGCUGUUGUUGAAUAAAAAGGCUCUUUAUGAGUCAACUGGUACAACUUACUUUCGAGAAAACUCAAAACUGUCUAUGAGCAACAAUUCCAAUUUUAUGAGCCAAGGAAUUAUAUAUUUUUAUUCAAAUUCUUCCUUUUUGAUUGUUAACGAUGCCAGACUCGUUUCUAUGAAAACAGUCAAUUUUAUAGAGAAUUCCACAUUAGUCAUGAAAGACAACACUUUUUUGAUAUUAAUAGAAAACAUUAAUUUUAAAAACGACUCCAAAAUAAUUAUUUGGGGAAGGGCUCAAAUCACUUGUUCAAAAACAAUUUUUCUUAAUCAAAAAUCGAUACUUCAAGUGAAUGAAAAUGGUUCUAUAACAACAGAUACAAUUAAUAGCACAGAUAUGGCACAAAUUGUUAUUAAAAAUAAUGCACAAGUAACAACACAAUCAAAUAUUACUUUAAAUGGAAGAACAUCGUUUUCUAUUAUAGACAAUACCAUGGUUGUCGUUAUAAAUAUUUUAAUUAAAGAAAAUUCAGUUGUUAACAUGAAAGACUCAUCAAAAUUGUAUAGUUACAGCUCAAUUGAAAUAACAUCGGGAACAUUUUCAAUAACAGACAACUCCUUCCUCAAUGCAACAAAAAUUGAUAUUUCAAAUAAUGGCAAACUUAUAAUUAAUAAAUCGAAUACUAUUGAAGAAUUUCCUAUUGUCUUGUGUUCUUUAUUUGUGUGCUCUCAAGGAAUUGUUAAUAUAACUUUAGAUUCCAUUAUACAUGUGGAUACUUCAACAAAUAUGAAUAACUGCAAUUUCUUACUUACAAAUCGAACGAUAAGAGACUUCCCUCUUUUCUUUGUAAAUACUUUUAAUUUGGCUGAUAACAAUUAUGUGACUAAUAAUUGGAAUUUCGAUUUGGUUUACUCAAAAACCCCAAUUGUUGGCGCUUCACAAACCAAUUUAUUAUUAGACGGCCAUUUAUAUAGAAAUGGAAAUUCAAAGAAAAUAUUUUGUCACUUGAAUCAAUUCGAUUCUAAGACGAAUACAAUGGGUUAUACUGAACCAUAUUGCCCAUGUGAAGAUAAAGAGGAUUGGUAUAUCACUCCAUUCGCAAAUAUCACAUUUUUAAAAAUUACUGUUGACUCUACAAAAAACGAUAAAAACAAGAAUAUUAAAAAAGUUGAUGACGAUUUUACUGAUGAAAGUACCACAAUUGGUAAUACUCAAAUUUCUUUUUAUAAAACAGAUAAUGUUAUUGUUCAAAUUACUUCAAAAUUAUUGGUUGAAAUAGAAUCAAAUUCACUCACCAAAAAAGUCCUAUUUAUCUCAGAAUCAAAACUGGUUUAUGGAAAUGUUAAAUACAACGCCGCACUGAACACUAAAAAUGGAAUAAAAAUAAUAAGUGGUGUUGAGUGUGGAAAUGGAUUAUACAACAAAUCGUCACAACAGUGCCAUAUUUUAAAUGAUUGUGAUGUUUCGAAUUGUAAAUAUUGCCCAAACGACAGAAGUGUUUGCGAAAAAUGUCAAUCAACUUACAAACUUAUUGAUGGGAAUUGCAUAAAAAAUGAAAAUUGUUUAUUUUCGACAUCCAAUUGGUGUAAGAAGUGUUUGAAUGGUUUUUACAUGAAGAAUGGAAAUUGUGAAAAAGUGACCGACUGUAAUGUAAUCAAAAUAGAUGGGACUUGUCAAAUAUGUGAAAACAACAAUAAGAAAAUGUUGAAUUUGAAUGGAGAGUGUAUUGAAAGUGAUAAAACCAAAGUUGAGACGACGAGUAAUACAAAUAUAAUUACAUGUAAAAAUGGAUAUUUUUUAAGUAUGAACACUUGCGAAAAAUGUGUCGAUUCUGCUUUGUGUGAAAAUGGGAGAGUAAUAAAAUGUGACACAAACAAUGAAAUGAGUAUCAACGGAAACUGUGAAAUUCCUAAUGACACAAAUGGGAGGUGCAACAAAGAAAUAAUAAAUUGUAUAGUACUUACCAAUGCAAAAUGUGGAGAAUGUGAUAAUAAUUUUAUUCUUUCACAAAACAAAUGUGAAAAUAGCCGUGAUAUUCACUGUGAAGUACAAAAUAGUUUUGGAUGUAUAAAAUGUCAAGAUACUUAUUAUUAUGACGAGUCAACGAAACUGUGUGAAAGUUGUGACCCAAGUUGUUUGACGUGUUUUGAAACGGCAACGAAAUGUCUCAGUUGUCCACAAAACAUGUAUUUGUCAGAUUACAAAUGCAACACAAACAACGACUUGAAAAUGACGUGUGACCAAUUUGCAAGUUUUGGGAGUGGUUGUGUUGUGUGUAAAGAUGGGUAUUACCGAGUUGGGCUUGAUUGUUUAAAAUGUGAUAUAAAGUGUGGCACAUGCCUUAAUCUCAAUAGUUGUCUUGCGUGUAAUUCAACGAAUUAUAAAACAAAUGAUGGGGAAUGCUUAUUACAAAGUGAUAUUUUUGGGUGUGCUGUGAAUGUCACACAAAGUGGGUGUUCAAAAUGUCAAGAUGGGUAUUAUAUAGUCAACACAAAUGAGUGUCGAAAAUGUGAUGACAAUUGCAAUACGUGCACAUCAACAAGCACAAAAUGCACAUCAUGUGGUAUAUUAUUUGUCUUACUUACCAAUGGAAGUUGUGUUAAUUAUUCAAAAAUAAUGAAAUGCAAAGAAACGACACAAUCAAAGUGCUCAAAGUGUUCAUUCUGGUACGUUCCAAAUGAAGAUGGCAUGUCAUGUAAGUCACGGGCUGUUUGGUGGGUCAUUCUUGUAGCAGUUUUGUUUGUUAUAAUUAUGUUUGUUAUACUGAUUAUAUCAAUUAUUGUUGUUACAAAGAUCAUUCUUAACAAAAUCCACACACACAAAAUUGAAAAGACGACAACACUUUUUGAUAUGAACAAAUCCAAUAUAAACUUUGUUCGUGUACAAGGAGAUCUCUCCAUUUCGUCGAAUUUAAUAGACUUGAAUUCAGACAUCGAGCAAAUUGAAGUUAACAAAGAAACGAGGCAGGUUUUAUGUGUAGGAAACACAAAUAAAACCGCCACCAAAAUACAAUUUACAUUAUCUUCGAACGUCAACAAGUUUGCAAUCCGUGUUGAUCCAGAAGUUGUCACACUUAAAAGUGGCUUUGCAUGUGAGUUUUCUGUAUAUGUCAAUCCGUUGUGUUCUUGCAAAAUUAACAGCACAAUACAGUUGGUAUCUAAAAACCUUAAAACCAAUGAAGAGAAAUACAACGAAAUAAAAAUUGUUGGUGUGACACAACAGACUACUCGAAUCGAUUACGAUGAAUUAACAGAAGAUGAGAAACUUGGUGAAGGCUCGUUUGGUAUUGUCUAUAAAGGAAAUUACAGAGGAAAUGUAGUAGCUAUAAAAAAGAUGAAAACUGUUGUUGACAAUGAUGGUUCAAUGGAUGAAUUUAAUAAGGAAGUAAAUAUGUUGGAUAAAUUUCGAAGUGAAUAUAUCAUUCACUUUUAUGGCGCAGUGUUUAUAGCAAGCAAGAUAUGUAUGGUCACCGAAUUUGCACAAUUUGGAAGUUUACAAAAUUUAAUGAUACACAAAAUAGGUGAAGAAGUUGAUAUGAAACUUCGAGUGAAGAUAAUGAUAGAUGCAGCUAAAGGUGUUUCAUAUCUACAUGAAAAUGGGAUAUUGCACAGAGACAUUAAACCGGAUAACAUUUUAAUAUUCUCACUUGACCUAAACGAAAAGGUGAAUGCAAAAUUAACUGAUUUUGGUUCAUCAAGGAAUAUCAACUUGUUAAUGACUAACAUGACAUUUACAAAAGGAAUUGGAACACCAAAGUACAUGGCACCUGAAGUGUUGAAUCAAGAAAAAUACAAGAAAGGUGCUGAUAUCUAUUCAUUAGCAGUAACGUUAUAUGAAUGUGCUACAUGGAAAGAUAUAUAUCCAAAAGAUAGAUUUAAGUUUGCUUGGAAUAUCGUAGAUUUUGUCGUGAGUGGAAAACGCCUGAAAAAGCCACCUUACUUAAAAGACGACAUAUACAACAUUGUUGAUGAUAUGUGGUGUCAAGAUGUUUAUAAACGAAUAGGAAUAAGUGGUGUUGUGACAAAACUUGAAUGUAUUGACACAUUUUAA